CCCAUCUUGCAACGUAAGUUCCACUAUGCAUACGACACGUUUACGCUUUUGCUACGAGUCUUGUUUUUUGUUACUCGAUGUUUGAUUUCCGGAAAACCACGUGAGUGCGCUAAAAGUCCUGAGGGGGCAGAGUCUUCCAUGUUUCCACGUGGCUUCAAUGCACCUAACUAAGGGUACUUUCGGUAUUACGAAAUAUUCAGACAGCUUUUUCUGACUGAUUUUCACACAUUUCUCUCUUUAGUUGUGUCUUCGUAUCAUCUUAUCUCUCUCUCUCUAUCUAAAUUCUCUCAGGCUCUUUUUUUUUUGGAUUUGUUUACUUUACAUAACUAAUAAGUGUUCGUUCGAGAUUUGUCGGAGAAAAUUUCGGUAAUAAUGUUGAAAUUUGUGGGAACUUUUUAAAUAAAAAGAGAGGUUGUAAACUUUUUUUUUUUGGACAUUUGAAGAAAUAGAAUCUUGAAAGAAAAAAAAAUUGAUAUGUGCUUUUUUUCCUUGGGAUUUGAGUUAUCAAGAAUCUGUUGAAUUUUCAUAAAAUACUUCCUUGUAAUUUUUCAUUAUGUCGGAAGCUGAGAAAAGGGAAGACGGGAAGAUCUACCGGAAUAUUCCCCGACCAAUCUCCAGAGAUCUGUUGCAGAGUUUCAUGUCCAAGAAAAACAAGAACAUGUCUGUUGAAGACGGAGAGGUAGAGAUUGAGCUAGAUUUAGGGCUUUCUCUCAACGGUAGGUUUGGGGUUGACCCACUAGCGAAGACCAGGCUGCUCACGCGUUCAUCUUCCAUUCCUGAUUUCGUGGUCAACGAUGGUAGAUCGGAGCUGCUGAGUAGGACUUGCUCGUUGCCUGUCGAGACGGAGGAGUGGAGGAAGAGGAAAGAGUUGCAGAGCUUGAGGAGGCUCGAGGCCAAGAGAAAGAGGUUUGAGAAGCAGAGAAACGUGAGAGUGCUUAGGGAGAAACAUAAAACUGGAGCUGGAGGUGGAGGAAGAGAAGAGAAGAUUGUUGAAGAAGGAUCGAUCGGAUCUUCUGGAAGUGGUUCCUCUGGUUUGUCCGAACUCGACAACACUCCUCCUCCUCCUCCUGUUCAUGCAACAACGAACAAGUCCGUAGAAACAAGCCCACCAAUUACUGCUCCGGCGGCCAGAAACAUCAUAGAAGACAUGCCAUGCGUGUCAACGACAGGAGAUGGACCGAACGGGAAAAAAAUCGAUGGGUUUCUGUAUCGGUACAGGAAAGGCCAGGAGGUGAGGAUCGUGUGCGUGUGCCAUGGAAGCUUCCUUUCGCCGGCAGAAUUCAUUAAGCAUGCCGGUGGCAGUGACGUGACGCAUCCCUUAAAGCACAUCGUUGUAAAUCCAUCUCCCUUCUUGUGACCAUUAUGGUCUAUUUGGGACAGUUUCUCUUUUACUAAUUUGUUGUAUCCAUUUGGAACAAUGUUACAAAUUGCCAUAUCUUGAGGUGUAUAAAACAAAAGUUUAUCGUA
This is a messenger RNA of Brassica napus (rape), 1467 nucleotides long. RefSeq names its product ninja-family protein AFP3-like. Lineage: Eukaryota; Viridiplantae; Streptophyta; Magnoliopsida; Brassicales; Brassicaceae. Gene Ontology annotation, biological process: signal transduction; negative regulation of DNA-templated transcription. Gene Ontology annotation, cellular component: nucleus. The record is from RefSeq and is a predicted model, not a curated record. The transcript has 2 exons. The coding region runs from base 554 to 1357 and encodes 267 amino acids.